Messenger RNA from Hymenoscyphus albidus, 3231 nucleotides. The record is from the annotation of a GenBank genome assembly. Lineage: Eukaryota; Fungi; Ascomycota; Leotiomycetes; Helotiales; Helotiaceae.
CCCACCUGCAACCUUCCCGCCCUCACGAACGUUUUUCCAACUACACAAACCCCAUCCAACACCUACGCAUCCGCCGACAUCUCGUAUUUUAUCCAUCGCAUCCUCACCAGCGCUCUUCGUGACGCGCCUCUCGCACCGCUAUCGUCCGGCAGACACAGUGCGUAGGGGAAACAAGGCCAUUGUCUCAAGACGCGGUUUUUGACCACGCGAAAUCAAGCUUUCGAAGCCAAAUCACAUCAACAAUCGCACACAACGCCCGCAACUAAAGGAACUUCCAACCACCACCAAAACGCAACUGAGGAGGAAACAGGACGGUGAUUGCCACCCUGAUUUCAGUCCUCAGCCAGGCGCAAGAUACAAGUCGGAUCUGGUCCGGCUUCCCGCAGGCGCUCUUUUAUUCACUCUGAUUGUGUCGCAAAGCGCACAUCCUCGACCUUUCUUUUUGCGCUCGCGCUUGCGCACACAAAUACACUUCGAAGACCCCACCCGUUCUCCUUCUUCCACCCAUCGAUACAGUUGUAUGCGACAAAGGCAUUCAUCAUCCUGUAUCUGUAAUCAUGCCGCCAUCCACAAAGCGUUCCCAGAGGUCGCGACGGGAGGCGAUUAAUAAUGUCGACGUUCCUGAUUCAUCCCCCUCAAGACCUGCGAAGAGAAGAAAGAGAGUAAGUCCAAAAGCAUUCUGCCAAAUUAUUACUGCAUACUGAUUCGUAUCUGAAAGGUUGAUGAGCCACUUGAGGACCCCGCCCAAGAGCCAGAACCCGCGAAACUUCCCCUCGAUAGAUCAGGUGUAAAUAUGAUUGACGAAGAGUUGAUCCAAGCCGUCGUCCCCACUCUUCUCAUGCCACCACACUUUGUGCAAGCAAGCAAAGACCACGAUAAUGCACUAUAUGAGAUCCACAAUAAGGAGGGGGUCCAGGCAUAUGCCAAACUUGCUGCAAAGGGCUGGACUUUCUACGUUAAGAAUCUGAAUAAUGUUAUUGGCCGUCCUCCAGAAGGUGUCGCAUCGGGCUCACAAACACAAGCCAACACUUUGCCUGGAGAGUCCGUAGGCCACGACGGUGUUCACAUUGAUCUGGGACCUAACAAGAUGGUAUCUCGGCUCCAUGCUGAAAUCUACUUUGACUCAGACUCCGAACGUUGGAACAUUCAUGUUCAAGGCCGAAAUGGAAUCCGCAUUAAUGAUAGCCCCUGUCGGAAAGGCACCAGAGCACCACUUAUCAGUGGCCAGGUAAUUGAGAUUGGAGGUGUUGAGAUGAUGUUUGUUCUGCCCCAAGAGGAAGGGAGCUUAAAAGUCAGCAAUAAGUUCCUUGCCAGAGCUGGACUUAUUCAACCUGAGGAUGAUAUCAAGGGCGAAGAAACCGAACCAACCAGUCCAUCGCAGAUUUACUCAACACAAUUACCCCGCGGCUCAAUUGGCUCUGGUCCUCUGCCAAUUGCUCCUGCACCUCCAAAUUAUCAACGCCCAGGCACCCCUGUCAGUGCACGAACUAAGCAUCCUUACUCUAUUGGCAAAUCUCCAGCUUAUGCUGGUGGUACAAUGCUAAUGAAUGCUGAUGAUGUGGACUUGAGUUUGGAUUCAAAUCAACACAUCAAGCCUUCUUACAGCUAUGCCCAGAUGAUAAGCCAAGCUAUUCUCGACACAGAAGAUGAGAAAUUGAAUUUAGCCGGAAUCUAUCAAUUUAUCCAGGAGAAGUUUGCGUACUAUAGACAUCAACUUGGGGGUGGAUGGCAGGUUUGUAGCCCUCAUUUUCUCACUUGGUGUAUUGACUAACUUUUGGUAGAAUUCAAUUCGACACAACUUGUCAUUGAACAAAGCCUUUCACAAGGUCGCACGUUCAACUGACGAACCUGGAAAAGGUAUGAAGUGGUGUAUUGUUCCAGAGGUUCGAGAUGAGAUGGCCAAGAACUGCGUCAGAGGUGGUCGAGGUGGCCACAGAGGCUCUUCUGCUCCCGGAACUCCAGCCAACCUCAAUAGUAUCCCCCGAGUCUCCAAGAAUGGCGAAACCGGCUCCACAGUCAGAGGUAAGCGAACGUCACGAUCUAAGUCGCCUCCAUCUAGUGCCCUCCAUACCCAUGGACCGCAGUUCACUCCUGAUCGUGGCGGACGACCAUUGGCACAAGAUGACCUCCCUGGCGAUGGAAGUCCGUUACCUCGACAUCGAAGAACCAACAAUGGUGCUUUGGGCCUCUCUGGAAACGCUCCUGGCUCUCCACCAGCACUCUCAUCGUCUUACCUACAGGAGGAAGCUGGUUCAAUGCAAACUCCAGCACCCCACCGUGUAAUUCCCCACCUGGCACCACCUAGUACAGCUCAACGACCAAGUCAACACAUGCCUACCAGUUCUCCUGCACCCUUCUGGAAGUAUGCUGAUAUCGGUACAACACCCAUGAAGGGUCCUGCUUUUGAUGCCAGUCCUACCAAAGGAGGUGGCGAUCUUGGAGUCCCACCAAGCAGUAGUCCUCCCCCACCUCGCCGUGCUGCCGCUAUGAGUCCUACCAGAGAUGGAAAGUCUGGAAGACUCGUAGCAAUUGAAGCGGAUGAGGCUGAGGAUGAUGAGGAAGAGGGAGGAUUCGACCUAUCAAGGUAAGUCGAUCUUGACGAUUUAUUGCUUACUAUGUUCCCCACUGACAUCUUUUACAGAGGCUUUCAAAGCAUUGGCUCCUAUCACGCUCCUGUUGGCAAUGGCGUUUUCGUCUCUCCACCUACCUAAGAGAAUUGUCCAUUUUUCGCCUUGUUUUGGUAUCUUGUCGUGACACUAAUUUUAUAUUUAGAUGGAGUUGCCGACACUUCCGCUUUGGUUAAUUUGAUUGAGCUCAUCGUUGACAAACUCCUAGGAUUACGUCCUCAAGCUGGUUGGCUCAUUUAACCGAAAAACAAAAAGACAAAACAAGAGAAAAAAACUUUGAUUAUAGCAUAGCGAAACUACGGUCGGGGUAUUUUUGACGAAUUUUUCCUGUAAUGGUGGGAAUCUUUCUGUACUGGUGGGAGUUCGCCUUUGCUGCAGGGAUAUGAAAACACGGAGUUGAUUGCUUUGCACUCCUUUUGGAAGGACUGUAUUCUAGUAUCUGGGAACAGACGAAUUUCGGGCUUUGAGUGGUUGGUUGGUUGGUUGGUUGAUAUGCUAGUAUGUCUGCCGAAUGAAAACGUUGCAUUAAUCUACCUGCUGUGCCUCGAUAUUUGCUAUGAUGUUGGUCUUGAGGCUGAUUGGUGUAUGAGAGAUCUUGAUUUUU